AUGGCGACCAUUUAUCAGACCAAAAGUGCAGUGCAUUACAGCAACCGCAACAGCAAACCAGCCUCGCCACCACCCAGCCAGCUAUUGGCACAGAUUUCGACCAAUGUGGCCAAACUUGUCGAAUGCCCACGCGAAGCACGAUCUUUGGCACAUCGACGACUCCCGAGUUUGCCCAACUUUAUCCACCAGGUUUAUGUUAAAUGCCGUAUGACACCAACAUUGCUUACGGUGGCCUUGAUCUACUUGCAACGUCUUCAAACCAAACUUCCGAGCGGGUCUCAAGGAGAAUACGACACGCCAUACAAGUUGUAUCUUGCAUCAGUUGUAUUGGCAUCCAAAUUCCUCGAAGAUUCGCAUGCCGUUUCACGCAAUGUUUAUCGUGUUUGUGCACCCGUUUAUUCUGCUGAAGAGAUCUCGGUCAUGGAACGAUCAUUCCUUGGUGUCAUCAAGUACAACCUCUUUGUAAAGUGGGAAGAGAUUACACAAUUUGUGCAAGAUCAUGGCGAACCUAUCAGUAUCCUUGAGCUGGACCUCUAA
Molecule: messenger RNA, 537 nt
Organism: Lichtheimia ornata
Lineage: Eukaryota; Fungi; Mucoromycota; Mucoromycetes; Mucorales; Lichtheimiaceae
Exons: 1
Coding region: 1-537 (178 amino acids)
Biological process (GO): regulation of cyclin-dependent protein serine/threonine kinase activity
Cellular component (GO): nucleus; cyclin-dependent protein kinase holoenzyme complex
Molecular function (GO): cyclin-dependent protein serine/threonine kinase regulator activity; protein kinase binding
Source: RefSeq, a predicted model, not a curated record